Messenger RNA from Peronospora belbahrii, 930 nucleotides. Lineage: Eukaryota; Oomycota; Peronosporomycetes; Peronosporales; Peronosporaceae. The record is from the annotation of a GenBank genome assembly.
AUGUUGGAGAAUGCAAAGAAACAAGAUGAUCAACAUGUCAAAGAAAUCGCUAGCAAGCUGGAAAUUGCACAGGCAUUGAACUGGGCAAAAACGGAGAAGAGCCCAAAAGACGUCAUUGGAUGGCUUGGAUUCAAUGAUAACUGGGAGAACCUUUUGACAAGCCCAGCACUGAACAUUUGGUAUAUCUAUGUCACAAAACGUGGAAAACACGAGAAUCCGUUUGAUCUCUUGGUGACACAACUGACAAUGGCCCAUACGGACGAAGAAAUAGGCGAAAUCUUAAUGAAGGCGACAAAAAAAGGUGGUACGAAUGACUUGAAGCUCUAUGAUAGUUUUGUAAAGGCGCUACUCACGCACUGGUCGAAUGAUCCGAAAACGAGCACGCAGGUUUACUCGUUGUUUCAGAUCGACAAGGUAGAUAAUGCAUUGGAUAGUCCUCUCUUGCUCUUGUGGGCUUCCUACUGUGAUUCAAUGGGGCACGAUCCGGUAGCAUUUUUGUUUGAAAAUUUGCAAGCUCACUACAAGCAUGACGAAAAGCAUGACGCAAAACUUGCACGUGCGAUAAUCGAUGCAAAGCAAAAGUACCCCCACGACGAAUUUUUUGUAAAGAUGGAGCAAAAACUGUUGACGACAUGGCAGGCAGAGGAAAAAGACGAGGGUCUAGUUUUCGAUCUUCUAGGAUUGGACAAGGUUGAGACUAACAUAUUUGCACUUCCGGCCAUGGAGACUUGGGUUUUGUACGUCCAAAAGUUAAAAGGGGAGAAAUGGAAGGUGGCCGUUUUGAAGUUUCUUCAAAGAAGUAAUUACGAUAUUCAUCAGGGCAACACGAUUGCAAACGCCAAGACUUCAGAUAUUGCUGCAAUGGUGGUGGUGCAAGCUUGGCUUCAGGAAGGAAAAGACGAUGCUGACGUAUUUGAACGUGAUAAGUGA